ACUGUGAAUCACUCGGUUGACUUUCUUGCAGACGUCUCUGUGCUAAUGGGAACGUUUGUGUUUGUAUCCCAGAAUCCUCCAGGUUUGCCCGGCAUCGCAGUGUCCUGGCUCGUGUGCGUUCUGCACGGCAGCAGAUUUGUCAUCGACGGGCACAACUACGGCUACACCAUCAUGUCCCUGAGCCACGGAUCCACACACCCGGUGGUCCGCCUGGCAAAGUGGUACGAACACUUCUUCGGCCCUCUGGCCUCUCACAACCUGUGUGUUACAAACGCCAUGAAGGACGACUUGCAGAAAAACUGGGGCAUCAAGUAUGAUUUUGUUUUUCACUUAUCAUGUUGUGCAGCUAUGUACAACAACAUUUAAUAAUUACAGCAAAUUUCAGAGCAAUCUGUUGAGAUAUCCUCCUCUGGACCAAAGAGUGGCACCAACAGACCGACCACCGUCAAUGAAAACACUCUGGACCAA
This is a messenger RNA of Thunnus maccoyii (southern bluefin tuna), 468 nucleotides long. Its product is annotated as chitobiosyldiphosphodolichol beta-mannosyltransferase-like. The transcript is spliced from 2 exons. The coding region runs from base 46 to 366 and encodes 106 amino acids. The record is from RefSeq and is a predicted model, not a curated record. Gene Ontology annotation, molecular function: mannosyltransferase activity. Lineage: Eukaryota; Metazoa; Chordata; Actinopteri; Scombriformes; Scombridae. Gene Ontology annotation, cellular component: endoplasmic reticulum.